This is a messenger RNA of Fusarium graminearum PH-1, 1455 nucleotides long. RefSeq lists its product as uncharacterized. Gene Ontology annotation, molecular function: UDP-glycosyltransferase activity. The transcript is spliced from 3 exons. Bases 1 to 1455 code for a protein of 484 amino acids. Lineage: Eukaryota; Fungi; Ascomycota; Sordariomycetes; Hypocreales; Nectriaceae. The record is from RefSeq and is a predicted model, not a curated record.
AUGGCUGACAACCCCCAUGAGUUUCGCAGGAGGAUUCUUCUCCUGGUCACAACGGGAGGCUUCACUCAUGCAGCCCCAGUCCUUGAAAUAGGCGCCGUUCUUGCUUCUCGUGGUCAUGAGAUUCAAUUCGCUACGUGUGCUGGCCAAGAGGAAUGGACUUCUGGCUAUCCCUUUAUAAAAACGACCUAUAUCGUCGGUCCGGCUGCUACGGAAGAUGACCUUGAUCUUCACUACGAGAGGUUACGUCUCUGGCGCCACGAGCACGGCUUUGCUCCCAUGAUGAAGUCUAAAUACUUCUUUGACAAUUUCUGGACAGAGACUUAUAAGAGUCUGCGCGCUCUGUGUCUGGACCCCUCUACGAAGCCUGACUUUAUUGUCGCGGACUUCUUCGCUGAUAGUGCGGCGAGGGAUAUGCUCAGACAGUUCAACAUCCAGCUCGCAAGCGUCUGGCCCCAGAUGCCGUAUGCUAUGGCGCCUGUGAGUUAUCAUCCGGGUCAGCCUGGGUUCCAGGCCGAUGGGGCGUUGACUUCUGAGCAUGCAUCUUUGACGUCGCGAUUCUGGAACGAGUUUGUAGUGUUGGCGGCGCUUCCAACGGUUAUUCCUUGGUUGAUAUGGACGAAACGCAUGCGUGUUGAUGCAGGCGUCAACUACAGUCAUUCUCUUCUCCCCAAGCCUGAUUACCUCGUUCUGGUCAAUUCGUUCUGGGGACUGGAAGCACCUAAAGAACUGCCGCCUCUCAUGGCACCCGUUGGACCUAUUCUCAGUGACGAGUAUCCUCCCUUGGAUGAAGACCUAGCCCAGUUCCUGUAUGACCACGACAAGACGAUAUACGUGUGCUUGGGAACUCAUGUCAACCUCCCAGGAGAAGAGCUAACAAAAUAUCUUCUCGGGUUCAUCCAAGCUCUGGACGCUGGGUCUAUUAACGGUGUUAUAUGGGCUAUUCCUCAGAAACCUCGUGCCAACUUUGACACUUCCAAGACUUAUCCUCUAGCUGAUGGUUCGACUAUCAGCGUCGAAGGUCUUCUAAAUGACGCCCAUCCACACUUCCGUCUCCCUGUAUUCGCGCCCCAAAGAGCUGUCUUGGCGCAUCCCAAUACUGUCUUAUUCCUCACACACGGCGGCGGUUCAAGUGCCAAUGAGACACUCUUCCAUGGUACACCAGUCCUUGCAGUAGGAUACUUCUUCGAUCAGCUUUGCAACAGCGCUCGUCUCGCAGCAUCGGGUGUCGGCACGUCCCUUGACAAAUCCUAUCUGACACCGUCCUCCAUUGCAUCAGCCAUAGAAAACAUCACAGCCGACGCUGACGGGUCGUUCACCGCCAACGCCCGUCGCAUGCAGCGCAUAGCAACCCUCAAUUCCAAGCGCAAGCACCUCGCAGCUGAUCUCAUCGAAGAGGUCAUGAGAGGGUUGGAGGAAGAUACCCCUUAUGCUCGUAAGGUCGGUAAGGGCCGGUAG